AUGGACACCAUGACUAAAAAGCAAUCAGCAGCUCAGUCCUUAUGGCAGCAGGCUGCAAGAACGAAAAGAGACAGCGUCAACUCGCUGAUUCCCGAAGCGUGGCGUCUUCCAUCGAUACCAUCUUCAAAUGACCAAAAGGACGUCACGGGCAUCUAUAUAUGGCAGUUUUUAAGUGCUAAGGAAAUUGAAAUCACUGAGACCGAUGCGUGUGGUAUUGUCUCACGCACGUCAAGCGGUGCAUGGAAAGCGCGUGAAGUUGCUGAAGCGUUUUCUCAUCGCGCAGCGCUCGCACAUCAACUUACCAAUUGUCUUCAUGAGAUCUUCUUCGAUGCGGCGUUAGACGAAGCUCAGGCUCAGGACGAUUACUUCGCCAUGCACAAGAGGCCGAUUGGACCGCUUCAUGGGCUUCCGGUCAGUCUUAAAGAUCAGUUUCAUGUAAAGGGUGUCGAGACGACCAUGGGCUAUGUAGGCUGGAUAGGCACAUUUGAAGGCCGCCGAGGCUCCGGUAACGAACUUAUCUAUGAAUCAGAGAUGGUGCGCGAACUACGCUCUCUCGGUGCUAUCCUGUACUGCAAGACCUCAGUACCACAUACACUAAUGGCGGGUGAGACGGUCAACAAUAUCAUCGGGUAUACCUGGAAUCCUAAGAACAGACUCUUGUCAGCCGGAGGUAGUUCUGGAGGAGAGGGUGCAUUGAUUGGUCUCAAAGGAAGCCCUGUAGGAUUUGGCACUGACAUUGGUGGUAGUAUCAGAAUUCCAGCUGCGUUCAAUGGAUUGUAUGGGUUACGGCCCUCUGCCGGACGGUUGCCCUACGAGGGUAUGGCAAAUAGCAUGGACGGUCAGAACUCAGUUCUAUCUGUUGUUGGUCCCUUGGCCACGAGUGUUGCUUCUCUCAAACUGCUGGUCAAAAGUUUGCUGUCGCAAGAGCCGUGGUUACACGACCCAUUGGUUCUAGAACUUCCCUGGAGAGAUACAUCCGAUUUGAGCCAAAGCCAACUGACAUUUGGCAUCCUGAAAGAUGAUGGUGUAGUCAGGCCACAUCCUCCAGUUAUUCGCGCAAUCGACAUGGUUGUCGACGCUAUCAAAAGAGCCGGUCACCAGGUUAUUGAAUGGAGUCCUCCGUCCCACACCGAGGGCACACGCCUAGUGGAUGAAAUUUAUGUCUUAGAUGGCGGCCACGAUGUCCAUUCGGCGUUUCGACUAUCCGGAGAGAUCAUUGCUGAUCAAGUCGCGGCCAUGUAUGGGAAAGAACCGGUCGCGGAGAAAUCAGCUUCAAGCAUAGCUGCGAUCAAUGUUAAGAAGAGAAACUAUCAGAGAAAAUAUCUAGAAUAUUGGAACAGUACCUCUGGAAUGACCGGUACCGGACGUCCGGUUGAUGCAUUCAUCAUGCCGGUGGCACCUUUUGCAGCUGCCAGGCCCAAGCUCUACAAUUAUUACGGAUACUCAACAAUCAUCAAUAUUUUGGACUAUGCAACAUGUACUGUGCCAGUUACAUUAGUCGAUAAAGAUAUUGACAAAUCUGAUGCAAACUAUGAACCACGGAACAAGGUGGAUGAAAUUGCCUGGAGAAGCUGUGAGAUAACAAAUCACCUAUCACUUGAUUGGCUGCCAUUGACGAUAAAUAACUGCCUUUGACAGAUGACCCUGAGAUAUACGAUGGGGCGCACGUCAGCGUUCAGGUAGUUGCUAGGCGUCUUCAGGAAGAAAAGGUGCUAGCAUUGACGGAGUCUAUUGCUCAUGCACUCCAAACAUAGUUAUGUCGCGUGAGAUGGGGCUACCGACAAGCAGACACACAGAUUAUCUCAUGGGAUGAAUUUGAAAUUUGGAGAAACCGACGUGUGGACGUGAGACAAAAGCAGCUAUGAUACAUAAAACGCUCCAUAUGUUUGUAGCAGGCAAUAGAGAAACAAGGCCGUUUAUUUCAACCGAGCCUCACCCUUUUCCAUAAUCGAAGGCAUUCCAGCAUAUCAGUCGAUGGGUUGCCAUGUCCCGCUUCUGCAUGAUAUACGACGGCGACAAGGGCCGACGCAUAACAGAAUGCAAUUUUGUUCUUUAUGAGAAGUUCCAAUUGUACCUUUUGCAUACCCCCAAAUUGGCUCCACAGAGCCCAUCUUUCCAGAAUAUUUCCUAUAAGCUUGGCCGUGGUAUUGUCAACCACCAUGAGAUAUAACACGGCUAGGGCCAGUUCUUCAAUGGUGUAUCCUUCAGGGACCACCUUUUCUGCAAUGAGGUAUGUUAAAGUCGCUUGCGCGACCGUACUGUUCUCCAAGCGUGACGAUUGGAUGGCUUCAAUUAGUCGUCUUUCCUCAUAUUCACGCAAAGCCCUUUGUCGAGCAACGUGCUGGCUAUGAUAAUCAUGAGCACUGCGCAUCGUUCUGAUGCGACGUGCUUCUGCAGCUUGUGCUGGCGGCAUAGCAUCUUCUAAUCGCCGCUCGUACAUGUCGCGUUGCAUGCGAUUGCCCACCUCCUCAGGGCUCUCUUGAAGAGAAGGGGGUGGAGACGACCAGGGGGGCACAUCGUCGUCGGUGAGUAUACCGAGAAGGACCAUUACACCGCAUGGGACAGACUUGCGCUUGACAAAACCUGCUAUUUGAUUUGGAAUGGUGAAAUUCCACAGCUCACAGUCAAGGCUUCGACUCAAUGACGAUGCAGAGCAAAGGAACCAUAGGUUAGCCGUUUCUCCUGCACUAUUCAUUUCGCGUAUCUCGCCUGUGGGCACUCCCUCGUCUUCAAAUAGGAUCCUCUGCACACGAUCACCAUCCGGCUUGAAGCGAAAGCUAUCAUUGGGAAUUGUAGUGACGCGUCCUUUUCCUUCCUCGAUUAACUGAAUAAGCGACUGGGAGGAGGAUGGUUCGUCUUCUAACGUUGCUUCAUUGACAAGUGUACUGCCACGACUAAUGUCUCCGGCUUGGGUUCCGUUGGGUUCUUUGGUCUCGAAAGGGUUGU
Molecule: messenger RNA, 2946 nt
Organism: Talaromyces stipitatus ATCC 10500
Lineage: Eukaryota; Fungi; Ascomycota; Eurotiomycetes; Eurotiales; Trichocomaceae
Product: general amidase GmdA, putative
Exons: 4
Coding region: 1-1635 (544 amino acids)
Source: RefSeq, a predicted model, not a curated record